Messenger RNA from Lycium barbarum (goji berry), 1384 nucleotides. RefSeq lists its product as uncharacterized. NCBI's taxonomy places the organism in Eukaryota, Viridiplantae, Streptophyta, Magnoliopsida, Solanales, Solanaceae. The record is from RefSeq and is a predicted model, not a curated record. Bases 86 to 664 code for a protein of 192 amino acids. The transcript is spliced from 9 exons.
CUCCUCAAUGUUACUCAAUUGCAAGAUUUUAAAGAGAUUGGUCUAUUCUUGAAACAAAUCAUCCUUUUCUUUCUCUUUUUUCAAAAUGUCCCAAAAUACUGAUAUUCCAGAAAAUCUGAAUGAGGAGGUUCCACAAACUCUUAUUUACCGUGACUUCAUGCAGCUCAGCAACCAACAACGAUAUGAAAAUUAUCCGAUUCAAUACCCACAUGUUCAACCCCCAUCAGAUCCAUUCCUGUUCAAUCAACGUGACAUGUAUUCUUCCCCAAGACCUAUGUUUAAUCCUGGUCCUGAACUCUCAUUUGGCAUCGGUCAGAAUUUACCUCGAGAGGGAUACAGCGCCAACUCUAAUAGGGUAACCAUUCCUUCAACAAGAUAUCUGAGAACUCGUCGCACAAGGGCUAGCUACCGGCGAGGAAGGAUGCCAAUAUUUCGUGGAUCGUCUUCACAUUCAAGCAGAGCGGCCACUGAAAGAGAAUAUGAGACAAAUAAUCAAAACCAAAAUGCUCCACAGAGUAGUUACCCAGCAAGAGAUCCACGGAGAACACCAAUUCCUAACAGUCUGUAUGAUCCAAGCUAUGCUGAGAAUGGUCUGCCGGUGGAUCCUUUCUUACGCGCUAUGCAGUUGAAUCCAAACUUCAGCAAUAGUAGAGGUAACAACUAAGGAACAAACUGAGCUGGCCAGAGAUUUGAAGAUUCUUUUUGAAAAAAUGCAGAAGAAAUGCCAGCUCAUGAUGGAAACUUUUUAUUUUGUGUUUUGUUGAUUUUUGUUAUUUUCUUUGUUGGAAAGUGAGGAGGUUUGAUAGGUGAAAUUGUCCUGGUUGUCCUUGUUUGGGAAAGUUGUUUGGUGAAUUGCUAUUUUUUUAUUUCUCUUGGAGCUUAUGAACCUCUUACAUUAUGAUCUAAAGAUUCCUUUUGAUCAAAUUGAAAAUUUUAUGAGAAAACGUGGAAUAAGCUUUGCAAGUUAGUUUUUAGUUCUCUCACUAUGAAUUGUCGUAUCUUUCUCUCUUCUUUUUUUUUUUCUUUUUUUUUUCUUUUUCCUCAUGUUUUUGUUUUGCUUUGUGGUGUGUUUUCCAAGUUUUUUAUGUUAGCACUUAGCAUUACAAUUGAUUUUCUUCGUGCAAGUUUCAAGCUCUAUGAAUAGUUAUCUUGUUCAAUCACAAAAAGUAAUCCAUGAAUUAAUAAUUUAGUUUUUUUGCCAAUGUUUUUGACAUAACAAUACAUUACAAAAAUUAGUAUAUAACUUAAACUCAUAAGUAAUACACAUACAACAACCAUUCAUGACAUUGCUUAGAGCGCAUUGAGCUGCUUAUGGCCAAAGACACAUCAUUAAACAACCAUUAACGUUUUGGCACCAUUGAGCCCUUAUAAUAAGAGUCGAUAA